Molecule: messenger RNA, 1272 nt
Organism: Truncatella angustata
Lineage: Eukaryota; Fungi; Ascomycota; Sordariomycetes; Amphisphaeriales; Sporocadaceae
Product: secretory lipase-domain-containing protein
Exons: 2
Coding region: 1-1272 (423 amino acids)
Biological process (GO): lipid catabolic process
Molecular function (GO): triacylglycerol lipase activity
Source: RefSeq, a predicted model, not a curated record
AUGGCGCUAUCAUCUCCCACUGUCGCCGCUGGACCGGAUGAGCUGGUUCUUCCGAGCCAGGACCCAUGGUAUACAGCCUUGCCUGGCUUUGAAGCGUGUAGCCCAGGAACUGUGCUCCGGGUCCGCACCUUGCCGGGAAGUUCUAUCCCUUUCGAUCAUACCUCAAAAGCCUAUCACAUUUUGUACCGUACUACUGGCUCGCGAUACCAGCCCGCCUGGGCAGUGGCGUCAUUAUUUAUCCCCGAAAACCCCUAUACUCUGCCCUCGAGACAUAAUGUCUUACUGUCUUGCCAGGCUGCAUAUAACUCGGCGAAUGUCGACUGGAGCCCCUCGUACCGGCUUUUCCAACCUGCACCCGCAAGUUCGCAUGGAAUUCCCACUGGCCACGACAGGUUCAAUAAGAUGCUGAGCCGUGGCUGGUACGUUGUCGUGCCCGAUUUCGAAGGGCCCCGUGCUGCCUUUGGAGCAUCUGUUUUGGCUGGCCAUGCCACCCUCGAUGGUAUUCGCGCUGUGCUUUCGUUGAUAAGCAACGACGAUGUCUUGCUACCCAACGACGGGAGAUUCAAAUACGCAAUGUGGGGAUAUAGCGGCGGCUCCCUUGCUUCCGAAAAGGCUGCCGAAUUGCAAGUACAAUACGCUCCUGAACUUUCGGCAGGCCUAGUAGGUGCGGCACUAGGCGGUUUAGUAAGUAAUCUCGGAAAUACGUUCAACGUUGUCAAUAAGUCCCCUUAUACGGGGAACCUUAUCCUCGUCUUACUGGGUAUUAUGAACGAAUACCCCGACGCUGAUGCCUACAUACGUAGCCGUCUUCGAACCGACGGUUCCCACAACGCUACCGGCUUCCUUGAGGGCCUUGACAUGCAAUCAUUACAAGCUUUCCGUGCUUUCGCAAACCAGGAUAUUUACGCCUAUUUCAAGAAUGGUCAGGCUGAUCUCAAGGAGUCGAAAGUCUUGCGCAGGAUUGAAAAGGUUGAAUGGAUGCUUGGUUUCCACGGUACACCGGAGAUUCCGCUCUUUGUUUAUAAAGCGAUUGGGGACCAUAUGACGCCUAUUGCCGAUACGGACGAGCAUAUUGCUCAGUAUAAACGGUUUAACGUAUCCAUAUUGUACGAGCGUAACACGGUUGGCGACCAUAUUUCCGAGAUCGAGAACGGUCAAGAGCGUGCGAUAGAGUGGUUGGCUAGUGUUUUUGAUGGCACUUACGACGGUCUAGACCAAGGUGUACGGAUUCGCGAUGUCGCCGUGGACAUCUAUAAACCUCCUGUUGCCUAA